AUGUCCCAGCGUUUGAGCGUCGACGAACAAAUGUGCGGCACGAAAAUGUCUAAAACAAAUAUCAAGCAGUAUAUGCCGAAAAAGCCUCAUAAAUGGGGUUUCAAAAUAUUCUCCAUUUGUGACACCAAAGGUUUUUCUUAUAGUUUUGAAUUGUUUACAGGCGCUGCCGAUAACGUCCGUGAAGAAGGAAUGCCUGAUUUGGGAGCCGCUUCAAAUAUUGUUGUCUGUUUGUCAAGAAACAUACCAGACUUUUCAAACCACAUAGUGUAUUUCGAUAAUUACUUUACGUCGCUUGGACUAUUGGUUUACCUUGGAAGUCGUGGAAUUUAUUCGCUUGGAACUUUUCGAGCCAACCGUGUGAAAAACUGUAAACUAUCUACCGAUGAACAGCUAGUGGUGAAAAAAGCUCCUCGUGGAUAUUCGGAGGAAUUCGUUGUCACCGCAUUUGGAGUAGAUAUUUCUACUGUUGUUUGGAAGGACAGCAAACCAGUUCGUUUAGCGUCAACGUAUGCAGGUGUGCAGCCAUUUAAAUCGAAUAAUCCGAGCGACCGAAACACAUUGUCCCGUCGCUAUAACCGCAAUAGAAAACAGUAUGAAUAUGUGAGCUGUCCAAACAUUGUCAAAGAAUACAACCGGCACAUGGGCGGAGUGGACUUGAUGGACAGUCUAAUUGGUCGCUACAAAAUUCGCAUGAAGACUGGUAAAUGGCCAUCUCGUAUAUUUCACCAUGUUAUCGACUUGGCAAUAGUGAAUGCUUACGUUUUAUACCAUCGCAUCAAUCGUGAAAAACAUCAGCGUGUCGAGCUUCCACGAUUUCGGGAAGAAAUCGCCGAAACUCUCCUGCUCAUAUCGGAAACGAAAAAAUUAGGUCGCCCCACUACUGCAGAAAAACAAGCCGAAGAAGUACCAAAGGGAAGCAAGUUACUGUACCUACCACCACCCAAUAUAAGGUAUGAUUGUCUCAAUCAUUGGCCAAAUUUCUGCGAUAAAAGUAGUAAACGUCAAUGUCGUAACAAGCCAUGUAAAUCGGAGACUCAAGUUUAUUGCGAAAAAUGCAACAUACCACUUUGCAUGUCUGUCAAAAAAUCAUGUUUUAAGGAAUUUCAUGCUGAAUAA
Anastrepha obliqua is the source of this 1116-nucleotide messenger RNA. Its product is annotated as piggyBac transposable element-derived protein 4-like. The coding region runs from base 1 to 1116 and encodes 371 amino acids. The record is from RefSeq and is a predicted model, not a curated record. The transcript has a single exon. NCBI's taxonomy places the organism in Eukaryota, Metazoa, Arthropoda, Insecta, Diptera, Tephritidae.